UUAUUUUUACUGCAAAUCGGUACCGAAGGAGGCGGUGCUGUACAAACUAUAAAACCCUUACAGACGCUGGUAUCUCGACAUUUGAAACCCUAAAUAUUCAUCGAUAGGCAGCUCGCUGAAAGUUUCAGUUGAAGCUCAUACAAGAUACAUUUUCUUGUUGAGCCAGUUUUCAUCAGCUGCUUCUCUUAUGGCCACAAGACUUCAGUUUGAGAAUUCAUGUGAAAUUGGCGUGUUCUCAAAGCUAACAAAUGCUUACUGUUUGGUAGCAAUUGGCGGCUCGGAAAAUUUCUACAGCACAUUUGAGUCUGAACUAGCAGACGUUAUUCCUGUGGUUAAGACCUCUAUUGGUGGCACGAGAAUCAUUGGACGUCUUUGCAUUGGUAACAAAAAUGGGCUUCUUUUGCCUCAUACUACUACUGAUCAAGAGCUUCAACACUUGAGAAACAGUCUGCCCGAUGCAGUCGUGGUUCAACGCAUUGAUGAACGACUAUCUGCCCUUGGAAAUUGCAUAGCGUGCAAUGACCAUGUCGCCCUCACUCAUACCGAUCUUGAUAGGGAAACCGAGGAAAUGAUAGCCGAUGUUCUCGGUGUAGAAGUUUUCCGACAAACAAUUGCCGGUAAUAUCCUUGUGGGCAGCUAUUGUGCCUUUUCAAAUAGAGGUGGCAUGGUGCACCCACAUACUUCUAUUGAAGACUUGGAUGAGCUGUCAACCCUGCUUCAGGUUCCCUUGGUGGCGGGGACCGUUAACCGUGGUAGCGAAGUGAUUGCUGCGGGCCUAACUGUCAACGAUUGGACCGCAUUUUGUGGGUCAGAUACUACUGCAACGGAAUUGUCUGUGAUUGAGAGUGUUUUCAAGCUUAGAGAAGCUCAGCCCAGUGCUAUUGUGGAUGAGAUGAGAAAGUCGUUGAUCGAUACCUAUGUCUGAUAAGUAUUGAGUUCUAUGUUUGUUGUUGAUUAUAAGUCAACACUAACUCUGUGUUUUUUUGUUUUAACUUUUUGUUUUAUGUUUGGUUUUGCUACUGUUUUUAUGUUAGGAACUUGUUGGAAGGCUCUUUAAAAGUAUCAUUUUUGAAAUUGUUAUGUUGAAAACAUUGUUUAUAGUUAUAGAUAUGCCCUUGUUUUA
Messenger RNA from Helianthus annuus (common sunflower), 1123 nucleotides. RefSeq names its product eukaryotic translation initiation factor 6-2. The record is from RefSeq and is a predicted model, not a curated record. The transcript has 8 exons. Gene Ontology annotation, cellular component: cytosol; preribosome, large subunit precursor; nucleolus. The coding region runs from base 188 to 925 and encodes 245 amino acids. Gene Ontology annotation, molecular function: ribosomal large subunit binding. Gene Ontology annotation, biological process: maturation of 5.8S rRNA; cytosolic ribosome assembly; assembly of large subunit precursor of preribosome. NCBI's taxonomy places the organism in Eukaryota, Viridiplantae, Streptophyta, Magnoliopsida, Asterales, Asteraceae.